Molecule: messenger RNA, 1350 nt
Organism: Lactuca virosa
Lineage: Eukaryota; Viridiplantae; Streptophyta; Magnoliopsida; Asterales; Asteraceae
Source: the annotation of a GenBank genome assembly
AUGACGAUGAUACGCAGCCUCAUAAGAUUUGGUAGAAGGCAGUUUCACACAAUCGUAUCCAGAGAAAUCAUCAAACCCUCUUCUCCGACCCCUUCGCACCUCAAAACUUACAACCUUUCGUUGAUUGAUCAACUCGUUCCCGAUACAUUUGUGCCGAUGGUUACAUUCUACCCAAACACCAGAAUCCAUGGUAGAAGUAGAUCCCAUGAUAAAACACUUGAUCUGAAGCAUUCAUUAUCUCAAACAUUAACCAAGUACUACCCUUUCGCUGGUAGGCAUGCUAAAGUCGCACCAGCCUGUAUAGAUUGCAACGACAAUGGAGCUGAGUUCCUUGAAGCAUCGACUGAUACCACACUCUCAGAUUUCCUUCAAACCUCGCACCAUGAAGAUCUCGACCAAUUAUUUCCACAUGGUCUAGUAAACUACAACUCCAACCGUGGAGACGGAGAUCAUGAUCAAGUGAUCCCACUUGCAGUUCAGCUUAAUCGUUUUGAAUGUGGAGGAGUAGCAGUUGCAGUGUCGUUGUCCCACAAGGUAGUAGAUGGAAGCAGUUUGGUUCAUUUUUUAAACGACUGGGCUAAGAUGACACGACUUUGCUCCAAAGAGCAGAAGAAGCAUGAAUUUUCAAUUGAUCAUGACCCACAGUUUAUACCUUUUCAAUACAUGAACGUAAACUUUAAGUCACUUUUGCUUGAGAGAUCAAAGGAUUGUGUAACAAGGAGUUUCAUAUUCCCCAACUCAAAGAUAAACGACCUUAAACUCAAAGUCAAAUCCAUGACCGAAGAAUCUGGACAACCCAUCACCAACCCUACUCGUGUUGAAGUUUUGAAUUGGAUACUUUAUAAGUGUGCAGUGGCUGCAGCUACAAAAAACAAUUCAGGGGUUUUCAAACCCAGUGGGGUUAAUCAUCUAAUAAACAUAAGAGGAAAAAUGAUCGAGUCAUUGCCUCAAAAGAGCAUAGGAAAUUUUGUCAUGGCAAUGGAGAUUCUAACAGAGAACGAAAGUGAACUGAAACCCGAGUCAUUCAUCAAUAAGCUCAAGAAACAAAAGAUACAAAUCCAAGGCCUAAGAAAUAUGGAAACUGUCUUUGGUCUUUUUUCUCAACCCGUUGUAGAAGAAGGGCAAAGAAAACUUGAUGUUUUUUAUAUUUGUUCAAGCUUUUGUGGGUAUCCUACAUAUGAGAUUGAUUUUGGGUGGGGAAAGCCUGUAAAAGCAACCCUUGCUGGAGAUCUAAAGAAGAAUAGCUUUAUUUUGAUGGAUGCUCCAAAUGGUAUUGAAGCACUUGUGUGUCUAGGAAAGCAAGACAUGGCUAUUAUGCAAAAUGACCCUGAGCUUCUUGCCUUUCUCUAG